Messenger RNA from Malassezia vespertilionis, 1167 nucleotides. It is a transcript of the gene CPR6, whose product is annotated as peptidylprolyl isomerase. NCBI's taxonomy places the organism in Eukaryota, Fungi, Basidiomycota, Malasseziomycetes, Malasseziales, Malasseziaceae. The record is from RefSeq and is a predicted model, not a curated record. The coding region runs from base 1 to 1167 and encodes 388 amino acids. The transcript has a single exon. Gene Ontology annotation, molecular function: protein binding; peptidyl-prolyl cis-trans isomerase activity. Gene Ontology annotation, biological process: protein peptidyl-prolyl isomerization; protein folding. Gene Ontology annotation, cellular component: intracellular membrane-bounded organelle.
AUGAGCAACCCCGUCGUGUAUUUCGAUAUUUGCUUUGCCGGCGAGCCCGCGCCGUCGCGCGCAGGCGAGAACCGUGUUGUGCUCGAACUUUUUGCGGACAGAGUGCCCAAAACCGCCGAAAACUUUCGCGCGUUGUGCACGGGCGAAAAAGGCACGGGCCAGGCUGGCAAGCCACUCUCGUACAAAGGCAGUGCUUUCCACCGCGUUAUCCCCCACUUUAUGAUACAAGGUGGCGACUUUACCAAUGGAAACGGUACAGGCGGCGAGUCGAUCUACGGCGAAAAGUUUGAGGAUGAAAAGCUUGAUGGGAAACACGAUGUGCCCUUUCUUCUGAGCAUGGCCAACGCUGGCCCAAACACAAACGGCUCGCAGUUCUUUAUCACGACAGUCCCGACGCCUCAUCUCGACGGAAAGCACGUUGUCUUUGGCCGUGCGUUGCGCGGAAAAAAUGUGGUGCGCCGCAUUGAGAAUGCACAGAUAGGCGAGAACGACCGCCCGGCGCAGGAAAUCACGAUUAGCGACUGCGGCCAAUUUGCGCCGAACCAAGUGUGCGACCCCGCGUUUGACUAUGGCAUUGAGCCAGAUGAGUCUGGUGAUACCUACGAGACGUUCCCCGACGACCACAACGUGGAUUUGGAGGAGAAACCUGAAGAAGCACUGCGCAUCGCCACAGACCUGAAAGGGAUCGGCGCUCGGCUUGUCGCGCAAGGCAAGUGGGCGCUUGCUUUAGAAAAGUAUCAAAAAGGGCUUCGCUAUCUCAUGGUGAACCCCCAUUUGCCCGAUUCGCACGCUGGAAACACCGAGUUUGUGCAGGCGUACACGGCCAUGCGCACGCCCUUGCAAUUGAACGGCGCACUGUGUGCACUGAAAAUGACGCCGCCUAGGUACGAAGUCGCAUUGCAGCUUGCGUCGCAGGUCAUGGAGCGCGGCGGGUCCAAGGCGCCCGGUGCGCCGUGCGCAGCCGAUCUUGCCAAAGGCUAUUUUCGGCACGCUGCAGCAUUGUCUGGCAUGAAGCGCGACGAGGAAGCAAAGAACGACUUGGAAUUGGCGCUGCAGCACGCGCCCGAAGACGCUGGAAUCCUCCGCGAGAAAGCUGCGGUGGUGCAGCGGAUGCAGAUGCGACUGCAAAAGCAGCGUGCAGCGUACUCGAAAAUGUUUUCUUCGUAG